GGCGCUUGGACAGCGCGUCUUGCUUCGCGCCACCCUCUCAAGCGCCGCCCUAUCUUGACCCUCUGCACAUACCAUGUCCGCCGAAUUGCAACCAAAGGUCCGAGUCGUGGUACGGCUGCCGUGGAAUAGGCCCGACGUACCGCUCGAGGACCCCCCGAACGUCGUAUGGACGGCUGAGAAGGCCGAUAUCCUCUGGAAAGCCAUCGAGCAGUCAAGAUCGCGCGACGCUCGGGCAACGGAUUAUAAAGCACUUGCGGCGCGCCUCGAUGUGCCCCUUCCGUACCUUCUCUAUCGCGUCCAUGCUCGCUUCCAGGAAGAACUGAAGGGCUUGCAAGACCUUCAAGGGGCGCUGAGCUCCCUACCUCCGAAUGCCUCGCCUGAGCUACCCCACUCCGCCCCUCCAACGGCCAUUAGCCGCGCUGCAGAUCGCCUCGGCCUGUCAUCCUCCCGUCUGUCUAUACAACCGAACGUGCGCGCGCGCUUGAACUCCCUCGGUCACAAUUCUCCCACACCACGCAGCGCCCUGUCCUCCUCCACCCUCACAAUUCAGAAGCCCUCGACCCCCGCCACUGCACCACUACCCCGGCGCUCCUUCGCGUCUCCAGCACCCGUCUCUCCCCACUCCGAUGGCUCGAACUCAGACUCGGAUGAUUCGGCGGAGCGUGAAGACGAGGCAGACCGCAGUCGCGAAGAGCAGGAGGCGCUGGACCGCAAGCUUGAAGACUUGACGCGCAUGAUGACCAACGAGACGCUCGGUCUAGUGAGCGCGCCGCAGGUCAGACCGAGGCCAAGGCCGCCGCCUCUUUUGCAAGACGCGAGCUUGCGAGGGCGCUUCCCUGAGCCCAUGUCGACGAGGUCAGGGAGUACCAGUCAGAGCCUGUCGAGUGCAGGUUCAGGGCAGGGAUCGGGGUCUAUACCUGAGAUUCCUAGCCCGUCUUCAAGGUCGCAGCCAGCCAGCCGGCAUAUGUCGCCGACAAAGUCUUCUGCGAACUCGCCCGCGGUGUCGCCACGUCAUGCGACGCAGCGGUAUAGGCCGAUGUCGGUGGCACCCAGCUUGAGCGAGACGAGCAGCAAGGAUGGGUCGACAGCUUCUAGCUUUAGUGAUCUCAGUGACUUGUCAACAUCGGCGCUCGAAAGCGCUAUGGCGAACACCAGGGCUGGAGGUCACUCAUCACGUUUCUCUGCUUUUGGCGUCGCUCGCAGCCGCUUCGGGCCACGCAAUGGCAUACCGCAAUAGAGUCACUGUGCCCCGCCGGCUCUUCGAGGGAAAGGACGCCACGUAUCUCGCUGCUGACGCAUUCCCCGGACGCGCGUAGUGUACGCGUAUACGUACCGCGCGUACCUCUUCUAGCACGUUCUGUAUUACUAGCCACACUAAGAGUCCGCGCAAUAUAACGGGCCGUAUAUAUAAGGCACCUUCGCUUGUCC
Messenger RNA from Schizophyllum commune H4-8, 1428 nucleotides. RefSeq lists its product as uncharacterized. NCBI's taxonomy places the organism in Eukaryota, Fungi, Basidiomycota, Agaricomycetes, Agaricales, Schizophyllaceae. Gene Ontology annotation, cellular component: phagophore assembly site. Bases 74 to 1237 code for a protein of 387 amino acids. The transcript is spliced from 5 exons. The record is from RefSeq and is a predicted model, not a curated record. Gene Ontology annotation, biological process: autophagosome assembly.